UGCUGUGUUAUGUAUGCGUACAGUGAGAGGUCAGACACACACACAUUAAAAGAGACACAACUGAGUGAUGCCUGAGAUUUAUAUUAUAAAUGUAUUGAAAAACAAAUAAUAAAAACAAAUAGUUAUUUUGAAAACAAAACUUUUUGUUUGUUUGCCAAACAAUGAUAACUUCGGUGCAAAAGAGUUCAAAGAGGCCGCCGUCGGCUUUUGCACGACUUUUAUGGCCAACCAAUGGCCACAACAACUCUGACGCCGAGUGUCUGACAUAUUCAACAUCGACUUCUUCUUCUCAAACUUCUUCUUCUUCUUUAUUGUCGCCACGACUUUGUUCCUCUCAGUUGACGCCGACUCGUCUGUUGUGUUGUUCAGCAUUUUUAGUGUCCAUCGCGUGUCUGAUUAGGACUCUGUGUUUAGAGCAAAGACUGGCCACACUUGAGGCCAAUUGUGACAGAUAUGAGACUGUUUUGAAUAAACUCAUCCGAAACUAUGAUUUAUUGGCCAUUCAGUCAAUUAAAGACAUUAAUGCCAAUUAUGAUGACAUGACUGAUACCACCACCUCUACUACUACUACCACCACAGCUACCAUUGAUGGCAUCAUCGAUAUGGAUACCAAUGUUCAUCAACAGUCGCAACGACCACUCGAUAUUAAUGUCAUCAUUGAGGAGAGUGUAAACAAAUAUUUGUCGACUGUAUCGCUGAACCGUACGAAACGAGAGACGACAUCGGAAUGCAGUUGUCCUCCCGGUCCUCGAGGCAAACGAGGAAAAAGGGGACCUCCGGGCGAACCGGGAAAUCCCGGCCCACUGGGACCACCGGGAAAACCAGGCUUUCCGGGCGCUAUCGGUAUUGAUGGACCCAAAGGUGAUCAUGGACUCAAAGGAGAUAAAGGGGAUAAAGGCGAAAGCGGUUUCGACUUAUUCACCACAACUAAGGGAGUCAAAAGGUCGGUCACCAGACUCCGUGGCGGAACAUUAGGCUAUGCAGAAGUGAUAGCAAUUAAGGGUCUAGCCUCACUUGGCAUCACACUAGCUCCCGGUGACUUAUUACUGCUCAAAGGAGAGCCAGGUCAACCAGGACCACCYGGUCCUCCGGGAUCCUCUGGACCCACUGGACUGCCUGGAUUCGAUGGUCGGGUUGGACUACCAGGUGAAUCGGGACCUCCCGGACUUCCCGGUCCGAUUGGACCAGAGGGUCCUAUUGGUCCGAUGGGUAAGGAUGGCUUGACUGGACCAAAGGGCGAAAUGGGCGCUAUGGGACUGCCCGGACAUAACGGACUAAAAGGAGAUCCAGGAGAUAAGGGCGAAAAGGGUGAUAGAGGACUGACCACAACACUGGAUGGAAAUGCAUUUCCUACCGGUUUCAUUGAAGGCCCCGCAGGACCACCCGGACCUCCAGGACCUGCUGGCCCUCCCGGCCGAAAGGGCAAAUCUGGUAAACCUGGACUUCGUGGUGAAUCUGGAGAGGCGGGAGUCAAAGGUGAAGCGGGAAUUCCCGGUGAAUUUGGACCUAAAGGAGACAUUGGACUGCCGGGCACUCAGGGCGAGAGAGGUUUCCCUGGAAAUGAUGGACAAUCGGGUCCUCAGGGACCUCCUGGGUUGCCCGGUGCUGCCGGUCAAAAGGGACAACCUGGCGAUAUGGGUCCACCAGGUAUGAUGGGACCACCUGGUUUGCCCGGUCCGCCUGGAAAGUUGGGACCCAAAGGCGAUCGCGGAGAUAAAGGUGACGCUUCGGCUACACUCGGAUUCAUGAAACAAGAUUAUGAAGCUUUCGGCGACAGAUUCGACCCCGUUGGCCGUCCCGGUCCACCCGGACCUCCCGGUGAAAUUGGACUUCGAGGACCUCCCGGUAUCAAAGGUGAUACUGGUUUUAAAGGAGAGUCAGGUGAUAAGGGAGAUGUCGGACCAAUGGGAUUACCCGGACCUAUGGGCAGUAAAGGUGAACCGGGAGACCUCACUUCAACCACUGAUUUGAUGGGUCCAGUUGGUCCGAUCGGAAAUCCGGGCAAACCUGGACGCAGAGGUGAUAAGGGUUCACAGGGAGAAAAGGGUGAUAAAGGAGAUCAGGGUGUUCCUGGACUCGAUGCUCCCUGUCCUCUAGGGGUCGAUGGACUACCACUGCCGGGCUGUGGCUCCAGACUGUUCCCUGGCCUAACAACACAACAGCAGAGAAAGUCGUCAAAGAGGUCACAAAAGAGGUCACAGAAGAAGUUGCAAUAAAUCAUCAGUGAAUAGGAGUUUUAGACUCAACUCAAGUGCUGUACAUUUAUAUAUAUAUAUAUAUA
Molecule: messenger RNA, 2281 nt
Organism: Oppia nitens
Lineage: Eukaryota; Metazoa; Arthropoda; Arachnida; Sarcoptiformes; Oppiidae
Product: collagen alpha chain CG42342-like
Exons: 26
Coding region: 162-2216 (684 amino acids)
Source: RefSeq, a predicted model, not a curated record